This is a messenger RNA of Hibiscus syriacus, 2591 nucleotides long. RefSeq names its product protein RDM16-like. The transcript has 6 exons. Bases 89 to 2329 code for a protein of 746 amino acids. Gene Ontology annotation, biological process: mRNA splicing, via spliceosome. NCBI's taxonomy places the organism in Eukaryota, Viridiplantae, Streptophyta, Magnoliopsida, Malvales, Malvaceae. Gene Ontology annotation, cellular component: U4/U6 x U5 tri-snRNP complex. The record is from RefSeq and is a predicted model, not a curated record.
CCCUAAAAAAAUAUUAAAAAAAUCCUGAGCCGAGUGCGAGUAAAGAGACCCUAAAACCCAAACCGAAAAUCCCUAACCCUAAAAAACAAUGGCCAAAGAUAAACACGCAUCCAAACGGUCCCGAGACCGUGACGGCAGGCACCACCGUGACUCCGAUCGCCACCACGACGACCGCGACUCCUACCGCCGAUCGGACCAUAGAUCUUCCGCAUCACGCCGUGACGAGCGCGAGAGAUCCUUCGAGAGGGAGGAUUCGAGAGAUAGGAAGCACCGUGAGGAUUCAUAUGAAGAAGUUGAAGCGAAGAAAAAGAGGAAGGAGAGAGAAGAGAGUGAGGAGAGAGGGGAGAAGAGGAGUAGACUUGGAGAAGAAAACAGAAGGGAAAAGAGAGAGAGGAGGAGGUUUGGGGAUAAGGCUAAAGAAGACGAUGAAAUUGAGUUAUCCAAUGGCGCCAAUGGUGGUGAUCCAGUUCACAAUGGUGCUGCUCAGGCAUCAUUGCCGAAGACUGAUCACCAUCCUCCUACCAAGGUAUCUUCAAUUUCUACUGCUGAAAAUAAAGCAUAUAGUGUUACCGGAUCUCAUGAGGUUACUGGAUCUAGUACAGAUGUCUCUUCAUCUACUGGGAAAAGUGCAAAUUUCUCUCUUGAUGCUUUAGCCAAAGCAAAAAAGGCUUUACAAAUGCAGAAAGAAUUAGCCGAGAAAAUGAAGAAGAUACCCGCCUUGAACAAAGGCCCUAGCUCAAGUUCAGUAGUGACUAGUGGAACAGUUCAGGGACAAGUCUCAUCAGCCUCUCCUGCCUCUGCACCUAUUGCUUCUUCAAUGCCACCUACUACCGGCAUGGCUGCUGUUCCGGGCCUUGCAUCAAUACCCAAUUUAGAAGCUGUUAAGCGUGCUCAAGAGCUGGCUGCUAAGAUGGGAUUCCGCCAUGACCCUCAGUUUGCUCCUCUAAUAAACUUGUUUCCUGGACAGGUGCAAGUAGAUGUUCCAGUUCCUCAGAAACCUACCAAGGCACCUGUUCUACGUGUUGAUGCACUUGGUAGGGAAAUUGAUGAACAUGGUAAUAUCAUAAACGUGACUAAACCAAGUAAUCUUAGCACCCUCAAGGUCAACAUUAACAAGCAAAAGAAAGAUGCAUUCCAGAUCCUUAAACCUGAGCUGGAGGUGGAUCUGGAAGAUAAUCCACAUUUUGAUGCGCGGAUGGGAAUCGAUAAGAAUAAACUUAUUAGACCAAAAAGGAUGACUUUUCAGUUUGUAGAGGAAGGAAAAUGGUCAAAGGAUGCAGAGAUCAUCAAAUUGAAGAGUCAAUUUGGAGAAGCAAAAGCAAAAGAGCUAAAAGCAAAGCAAGCACAAUUGGCAAAGGUGAAGGCUGAUAUAAAUCCCAAUUUAAUUGAGGUGUCGGAAAGAAUUAUAAAGAAGGAGAAACCAAAAGACCCGAUUCCUGAAGUAGAGUGGUGGGAUUUGCCUAUUCUGGUCUUGGGCUCCUACGAUGACAUUGCUGAUGGUGUGCUAAGUGAAGAUAAACUGAAGAAGGAGAAGAUCACGAUUUAUGUUGAGCAUCCUCGUCCAAUUGAGCCCCCUGCUGAGCCAGCUCCGCCACCACCUCAGCCCCUGAAGCUAACCAAGAAGGAGCAGAAGAAACUUCGGACUCAGAGACGUCUGGCCCGGGAAAAGGAUAAACAGGAGAUGAUCAGACAAGGCCUGAUAGAACCUCCGAAGCCGAAAGUUAAGUUGAGCAAUUUAAUGAAAGUUUUAGGCUCUGAAGCUACCCAAGAUCCAACUAAGCUUGAAAUGGAAAUCCGAAGUGCUGCUGCUGUGCGGGAACAGGCUCAUGUUGAUAGAAACAUUGCUCGCAAGCUUACCCCUGCUGAGCGCCGUGAAAAGAAAGAGAGAAAGCUUUUUGACGACCCAAGUACGGUGGAGACAAUCGUUUCGGUUUACAGGAUCAAUGACCUCUCACAUCCCAAGACCCGCUUCAAAGUUGAUGUUAAUGCCCAAGAAAACCGUUUGACUGGUUGUGCAGUGAUCUCCGAGGGCAUUAGUCUUGUAGUCGUGGAAGGUGGAAGCAAAUCCAUUAAGAGGUACGGGAAGCUUAUGCUUCGACGAAUCAAUUGGGCUGAAUCUGUAAACGAGAACGAAGACGGAAAUGAAGAUGAAGAUAAACCGCCUAACAAGUGUGUGCUAGUUUGGCAAGGUAGUGUUGCGAAAUCAAGUUUCAGCAGGUUCUCAGUUCACGAGUGCAUCACCGAAGCAGCUGCGAGAAAGGUAUUUGCAGAUGCCGGUGUCGGCCAUUACUGGGACCUUGUGGUUAAUUUUUCUGAGAAUGAUUUUUGAUCUUCUUAGAGAAAGAAUGUCAAGUUGAACGGAAAGAGUUCGGAUUUUCUCUAAUCAUAUGAAUUGUUGGUAUUAAGAACUACUUCAUCGAAGCCCCUUUGUUUGAUCAUCGUUCUGAAUCACUUCGACUCCUGUUUAUUGAAUGGUCGGAUUUAGGUCGAAUUUAAGUAUCGUAUUAUCAAUAGUUUUGGCUAAAUCGCCAGUUCUACAUGUAACAACAAUGGUCCAUAGACUUCAAAUAUUAUAAUUACUCUUCCGACUA